Kockovaella imperatae is the source of this 581-nucleotide messenger RNA. RefSeq lists its product as hypothetical. The record is from RefSeq and is a predicted model, not a curated record. The transcript is spliced from 3 exons. The coding region runs from base 90 to 467 and encodes 125 amino acids. Lineage: Eukaryota; Fungi; Basidiomycota; Tremellomycetes; Tremellales; Cuniculitremaceae.
CUCUCACCAUCUCAUCACACCAUCGGGAGACCUAUAGCAGAGCAGCCCUGGGAUAACGCUUCUGUGCCAUAGAACAGUCCCACCUCAUCAUGUACACCUACGUCCCCCUUUCCCUCCUCCUUCUCCCCGCUCUCCCAGCUCUGGCAGCUCCCCCUCUCGGUGUCAGAGCUCCGUCCUCAGCUCAACAAUUAUCCUCUCGAUCCCCAACCCCUGAACCGUACAGGAUGCCAUUGAAAGCGCAUCGUACGAGGCAAUUCUCUUCAGAUCUGUCAGAUAGACAAAAUUGGCUCAAGGCUCAAGCCGCCAAUGCAAAGACAAAGUAUCGUCAACAUCUGUCUCCGGAAGCGAGGGAUAAGCAUGAUGAAGAUCUUGCCAGGAGAAAGAUGGAGAAGCGAGCGACAGGAUCGGUGACCCUCACAGACUCCGGUAUCGACGCUUCGUAUUCGGGUCAGGUAGCCAUAGGGUAAGUCUCUGGAUCAUACCCAGCAUGCCUCGAGCAGCACUCGAUCCUGACCUUUGAUUGAUGUCUUGCAGCACCCCGUCUCAAGACUUCCUCCUCAUCUUCGACACUGGUUCUUCCG